This is a messenger RNA of Phragmites australis (common reed), 768 nucleotides long. RefSeq names its product pathogenesis-related protein 1-like. The coding region runs from base 77 to 559 and encodes 160 amino acids. Gene Ontology annotation, biological process: defense response; abscisic acid-activated signaling pathway. Gene Ontology annotation, cellular component: nucleus; cytoplasm. NCBI's taxonomy places the organism in Eukaryota, Viridiplantae, Streptophyta, Magnoliopsida, Poales, Poaceae. The transcript is spliced from 2 exons. The record is from RefSeq and is a predicted model, not a curated record. Gene Ontology annotation, molecular function: abscisic acid binding; signaling receptor activity; protein phosphatase inhibitor activity.
CAGCAGCUGCAACUACUUGCAUCAACUAAGCAAAGCUAGCACAGGCACCUAGCCUAGUCGAUCUAUCAUUGCAGCAAUGGCAUUCACCAACAGCUGGACACUCGAGGUCACGUCGCCGGUGGCCGCGCCACGCCUGUUCCGUGCCGCCGUGAUAGACUGGCACACCCUGGCCCCCAAGCUCGCCUCCCGCAUCGUCGCCAGCGCCAACCCUGUGGAGGGAGAGGGCGGCGUCGGCAGCGUCAGGCUGUUCAACUUCACCUCAGCCAUGCCGUUCAGCUUCAUGAAGGAGAGGCUCGAGUUCCUGGACGCGGACAAGUGCGAGUGCAAAUCGACGCUCAUCGAGGGCGGUGGGAUCGGCGUGGCAAUCGAGACGGCGACGUCGCACAUCAAGGUGGAGCAGGCGGCCAACGGUGGGAGUGUGGUGAAGGUGGACUCGACGUACAAGCUGCUGCCGGGCGUGGAGGUGAACGAUGAGAUCACCAAGGCUAAGGAGUCUGUCACCGCCAUCUUCAAGGCCGCUGAGGCCUACCUCGUCGCCAACCCGGACGCCUACAACUAAAUCAGUCGAGUGGGAUCAUACAUGUGAUUGCCACAGAUAUGAUCUUGUGUGUUUUCUAUGGCUAAAAUAAAGGUGCUUUAAUUAGUCAUUAGUGUGUGAUGCAUAGAUGAGAGAGCACCGAGCAGAGUACGGACUUAAGAUGUAGAAUGUGUGUUUUUGCUACUUGCAGUGAAGCGCGGUAUGAUUUGGCUGGUAUUAUCAAUGUUUCA